AUGAGCAGAAGACCAAUAGGCAUCAGUGAGAAGGAUGUGUUGUUAACUCCAACAGUAUGCGAGCGGGAGCUGUGCGUAUUUGCAUUCCAGACUUUGGGUGUAAUGAAUGAAGCUGCAGAUGAAAUUGCAACAGGGGCACAGAAUGCAAAAUUACACAUUGUUUCUGUUUUAACCAGGAUAAUUUCCAGCAACAGAUCCCAUAUUGUAAAAUUACCUGCAAACAGGCAACUAAAGUUCAUGCACACUCCACACCAGUUUCUGCUCCUCAGCAGUCCACCGGCCAAAGAAUCCAAUUUCAGGGCAGCAAAGAAACUUUAUGGGAGCACUUUUGCAUUUCAUGGCUCACAUAUAGAGAACUGGCACUCCAUUUUAAGGAAUGGUUUAAUUGUUGCAUCAAAUACGCGAUUACAGCUUCAUGGUGCAGUGUACGGGAAUGGCAUCUAUCUUAGCCCAUUGUCAAGUAUUUCUUUUGGUUACUCAGGGAUGAAUAAAAAGCAGCAGAAGGUGGCAGCCAAGGAUGAACAGCCUUCAAACAAUAAAGCAGCCACUUUACAGUCACAGAAAAAAGGACAGCAACCCCAGUUUUUGCAAAGUCGUAACCUAAAGUGUAUAGCCUUAUGUGAAGUGAUUACUUCACCAGAUUUGCACAAACAUGGAGAAAUUUGGGUAGUUCCACAAACAGAUCAUGUCUGCACAAGAUUCUUUUUUGUUUAUGAAGAUGGCCAAGUGGGCGAUAUCAGUACAAACACACAAGAACCCAGCAUACAUAAAGAAAUCCUUCGAGUCAUUGGAAAUCAGACAGCAACAGGUUAAAAGAAUCACACGUCAUCACUGACUGGAUCAGAACACAUUUUAUGGCUUUUAAGCUGCAGUGCAGUUUUGAACUAAAAUAUUAACAAUCUGAUUUCAAAUGCACAAAAAUGAGAUUUUGAAUAACGCACUUUAAUUUUCGGAUUUCUUACCUGAACCCAACAACAUGUUAAUAAUUCCAAGUCUGGGGUGUAGGUUUUGUCAAAUGGUGGUUUUGUUAUAGAUUUUCCUGACAGGAUUGACCCAAAUUUUAUUCAGCUUUGGCACUGGUGGAGCAUUGAGUGUGAGGUUGAAGCAGUUGUGGCCAAGUUGUGCUCCUGUGCUCAUUUAAACAGUGGGUCCUGACAAAGUGUAAAACUGUGUAGUAUCUGAAAUGAAUGAUAUACAAUUGGGCUUGUGGGGAGUGCUUGAGGAGGAAAAAAUUUCCUCAGGCAUCAUCUGAUUCAAGGAGCCAUUUUCUUUCCACAUUUAUCAAGUGUUUUGUUCUUUUUCUUUCUUCAUAAAAUUCUCUAAGUUUUAGGAAUGCUGAUAUAAUCCUGUCCCUUCAGGAACAGGAGCUUGCAUUUUAAAAAAGUCAGUGUGUGUUAUAACACCCUGGUUGUGCCAGUCAAACCAUGAUGAUAUCUGUUUCGAAAAAGAUUAUAUUACAAUGGCAAAAAGAAAUUAUUUCAAAAAACUGCCUGGGGUGCUUUGAUUGCAGGCCUAAGUGGAGCCAACCCCUUUCUAAUGUGCCAUAGAGAUGCCACCUUUUAUAUGAAAGAGACCCUUUUUUUAAAACUCCUGGUGGUGAUUAGCAUUGGUGCUGGCUGCCUCUCCAAUUUCCUUUUACAAGAAAGUAAAGGUAAAAAACUGUCAGCACAUUGAGAAAUGAUAUGCCAAAAUGUACAUUUUUUUUAACUAGAGCUACAGUGCAAAACUUUAGCAUAUUGAGACAAUAAAAGAUGCUCAUUUUGAUAUCUUGACUGGUCCAAAAAUACAACAUUAUUUUCCAUAAAAGUGGCACAUUUAUUUUGAAAAUAAGGAUUGGUUUUCAAUGAUAUCUCUAAAGAAAAGAAAUUUAUUAUACUGUUGAAUCAUUUGCUGUUGUGAAACAGAAUUUCUUUAAAGAUAGUACCCUCUCACUUCUAUCUCCUGAAUAGAAUCAAUGCAUUGCUCUUAAACCUUCAAAAUUCUGGCAGUGUUGAAUUACCUACUGGUAAAUUUCUAGGUGCGGUUUACUGGUUUUGGUGGUUAUUAUGUACAAACAAAAAGGUAAACAACAUUUUUGUUAACUAUUUUGUCCAGUAUUGUAUGAUCUUUAAGUAAAGCAUGUGAAUGUGACCACAUGACAUCGAAUUGAUGAUGUCAUCAUCACAUGACAGUUAUUAGCUUCUAAUUUGAAAAGUUUAAUUUUGCAAGUAACAUUUUGUUGUAAUGCUGGGUAUUAUAUUUGUGGGGCAAUACCCUCUUCAAUCUAUCAUGUAAGUCAGAUAAAACCAUGUUAAUCUUGGCUUUAUUUAAAAUAUGAAAAGAAAUUAAGGAAGUAUUUUGUUUAUGUAUUAAUAUAUGUCUCAUGUUGAAUUGUAGAGGGGUUUACACUGGAGAGAUUGAUACAGUCUGUGUUGUUUGUGUUGUAAUGGUGCAGACAGGGAAUUGAUGGCAUGAAGAGAGCAUUACAAUAUUUAUAUUUUUCAUUAAAGUUGCUCAAAGUUACAGACUCAAUAUAGAUACAAGCACAAAAUAUUUUACAAUGCAUAUUCCACCUUUCUUUACCAAACACAGUCAAAAUUAACGUUUAAUUUGAAACUGUUCAAUUUCAUAGUUUGAGAAAUAGCACUCUUCAGAAUGUUUGCCCUCUUUCAUUUCUUUUUGCUGUCUCCCUUCAUAUUGGCGGUACCUAUUUCAGCUUAAAAAAAAGUCAGGUAUGGAAAAAGUUUACAAAUCAAACUUUCUAUAGACUUGAGAUUUGUUUAAAAUACAAAAAUCUCAUCUUUUGAAUACAUCUUACAUUAGCAUUGUCCACUGGAUUGUCUUAACAUUUAUGUCAUUUUAAAACGGUCAUUGUUGCUACAUUUUUCAAAUGUUUGAGGAUGCUUAUUAUAAACACCUGUAUGUAACAAGAAAGGUAUGCAAUGUAAACUAAUUCUUCAAAACUGGUACCAGUUGUUUCAGCAUAUAUUGUAUACUUGUACCUUUUUGUCAAAAUGAAGAAGGUUUGAUAGGAUCUCUAGUCAUUGUCAUUUGGUUAAAAAAAACCAUACCAGAAGUUCACUGUUUUUAAUCAUGAUUUAAAAUAUUUUUUAAAAUUAUAUUUAUGUUCUGCAUUUUAGUAUAUGUCACUUCUUUUAUCCAGUUGUGGAGUUUGUUUAUACAGCUUCUUGUAUGCUAUUAAAUCACCAGUCCAGCACUAUCUGGAUCUCUGCAGUGCAGUUCAUAGAUCCUCGGUCAGGAACUAGGGUGAACUUUUUAGGCAAUCAGCACUGUGCAUUUAAAAUUACCCUUACAAAUAACUUGGAAUGUGUAUGUUUACAUUGAAACUCACAGCAGUUAAUGACUCUUUCAAUGAUUUUGUUUUGGAUUAAUUAGAGCUGAAAUCAGUAGACGCACAAAAUGGAUGGUAAUGAACAAAAUCAAUGGAAAUUAAAAUCAGACAGGGUGAAGUUAACACCUGUUUUAUGCCCCUGCCAAAGUGGAAUUUUAUUCAUAAUAUUUUCAUUCUGUGUUAUUCAGCAAGUGGAACUUUUUUGGAAGAUCUAUAUCUGACUAAGCUUCAGUUCCAGUACAUAGUAUGGUGAGGAGAUGCCUAUAUUUUCAUUCCAGAUUGAAUCAUGAUAAAGUGAACAUUUUGCUUUGAAUAGCAUAUUUAUUUCAUUCACUCUAAGUAAAAUUAUUUUUAUUAAAAGUAUCUUUUAUGCCUAAUGAAAUAAGUUAAAACAAUUCUUCUCAUUGAUGUAAAACAAAAUUGGCAGCAAGAUGUGCUACCUGAGCCACUUGAGAUAAAUGAAAGUGCAGUGACACUUUCUUUGCAUUAAUAUUUCGAAUACCAUCCAGUGGAGGGACCAGUAUCCAUACUGACACACUACAAAAGCCUUUUUCAUUAAUGUGAAAGACAUGCAAGUCAGGUCACCUUUAUCCACCACCGAAUCUGGCAGCAUCAUUGCCAGCUUAUCUCCAGAAGUACCAAGAGAAUUAAAUUCCUAAUUGGCAGCUGGAAUUCUGUCACCAGGGCUCUUGGCUCUACUCCCAGUCCCAUCCCCAAGAACUACUUACCAGAGGCAGACAGUUCUCAGUUACCAGAAGUGCCCAAAUGGCUGCUGCCAGUCAUCCAGUUGGGUCCUUACAGAAAGGUAAGUGGGGGUGAAGUAGCAGCGAUGGGGAGGAGGGCACUGGCGAAGAUGGGAAAAUGGUGAGAGGAAAGGACUGGAGAAUACUCUGAGCCCGUAACCCCUUCUAAUGCCAGGAUCUUCAAUCAGGCACUGAGUUUCUCCAAACAGAAGGGAUCUCCUCCGCAAUCCUCCAACCAGGCUGCAAGCAAAUUGAUCUGGUUUUCUUGGUGUUCUGUCUACAAGCAGAGUCCUCCACAUGCCACUGGUUUAGUAGCUGCACUGGCCUAAAUUGUGCAUUAACUUCCACUUCAGUUGUGCACUGAGCAAAAAGACUGCCUGUAAGCCAUCUUGCCUCAAAUUGGGAGGUGUGAGAACAGGAUGUCCACAGCGCCCUGUCCUCAAGCACUCCCCCCACUCCCCACCACCAAUCAAAUAGUUUGAGCGCCUGUCCAUGUCUCCGAAUUCAUACACAGGAGCCUUACGUUUCAUCCCAUGUGAGAAUGGCCAUGGUGGACUUUUGCAAGAGUGACAGGAAUUCCAAUACAUUGGCAGUGCUUUAGUGCAUAAUUAUUAUUGUGGUGUGUUGUAGAAUGUGUUUUUGCAAUAUGGAAUGCCUUUUUCAUAAGCUAACUAUUGAUUUUAUAAGCCUAGCCUUUGAAUACGUACUGAAAGAGUGCUCCAUACUUGGAGCUGCUGUCUACUAUGUGAAAUAAUACAUUAGGGCUCCAUUUACCAGUUCUUGUUGCCCAGGUGGAUGUAAAGAUGUUGCACCAUGCCUCAGAGAAGAGCAGUGAUCUUUUUUCACCCUGAUUCUAGUUUUCUAUUCCCAGCUCAAUGUGUGGGAUCUUACUGUUCCCAAAUUGGCUGCCACAUUUAUCGACAUCCCCUGGUUGUGAACUACUUUGAAAUCUCCUUAAGACAUAAUAUGGAGAUAUAAGAAAAAUACAAGUUCUAUAUUUCUCCUUCCUCUUUGGUAUUCCUACAUAGUGCAGAAGUAAAGUUGAACAUAUCUCAAGAUCAAACAUCAUGUAUAAUACUGCACUCUCAACAGUGGGAGAAAAAAAAAAAGUGGAAAAAUGCUGACUUGUUCAAAGCAAA
Molecule: messenger RNA, 5213 nt
Organism: Rhincodon typus (whale shark)
Lineage: Eukaryota; Metazoa; Chordata; Chondrichthyes; Orectolobiformes; Rhincodontidae
Product: poly (ADP-ribose) polymerase family, member 8
Exons: 10
Coding region: 1-813 (270 amino acids)
Biological process (GO): endoplasmic reticulum unfolded protein response
Cellular component (GO): nuclear envelope; intracellular anatomical structure; membrane
Molecular function (GO): NAD+ poly-ADP-ribosyltransferase activity; kinase binding; protein serine/threonine kinase activator activity
Source: RefSeq, a predicted model, not a curated record